Molecule: messenger RNA, 1715 nt
Organism: Juglans regia (Persian walnut)
Lineage: Eukaryota; Viridiplantae; Streptophyta; Magnoliopsida; Fagales; Juglandaceae
Product: protein FLC EXPRESSOR
Exons: 4
Coding region: 103-1011 (302 amino acids)
Source: RefSeq, a predicted model, not a curated record
AAUUCAAAAAGUGAACAGUGUAAAUUCGGAGAUAGAGCAGCCGUUCUGUUUUUCUUUGUUCUUUUUGGCAAGGCAGGCUUCUGCUGCUGGGAAAUCUGGGACAUGGCCGGACGAAAGCACCGUACGCCCAGUGCCUCGAAACUCCGGGAAGAAGUCCGAAUAGACGACGCUCGCCUCCUUCACCACCAUCGUGGCCCCCACCACCCCUCGCCAUCUGUUAGGUCCCACCACCACCCGAGCUCCGUUGUCCUCGAAGACAGAAUCGCCAUUCAGCACCGCGAGAUCCAAUCCCUUCUCGAGGAAAACCAACGGCUCGCCUCCACCCAUGUGGCCCUCAAGCACAACCUCCGAUCGGCUCAGAUGGAUCUCCGACACCUAUCGGAGAAGGCCGCCGAUGUGAAAGCCGAGAGAGAUGCUCAAGCGAGUGAGUUGUACGAGAGGUCCUUGAAGAUGGAGGCCGAGGUUCGUGCGAUCGAUGAGAUGAGCGCCGAGCUCGCUCAGGUGCGGUCCGAUGUGCAGAAACUCGGCGGGGCACGCCAGGAGCUCUCGGCCAAGCUCCAAGCCAUCGAGGACGAUCUCGCCAGGGCACGCUCGGAGUCGCAGCAAGUCCCGUCUAUUAAGGCCAACAUUGAGAGCGUGCGCAAGGAGAUUCAGAGAGGAAGGGCUGCUAUCGAAAACGAGAAGAAAACACGUGCUAGUAACCUCGAGCACAGGCAAGCAAUGGAUAGAUAUAUGAUUUCCAUGACUCGUGAAAUUGAGAAACUACGUGCGGAACUGGCUGAUGCGGAGAAGAGAGCAAGGGCUGCUGCUGCUGCAGCGAUAGCAGCAAACCCAAGUACUGGAUAUGCUGCUAGCUACAGCAAUCAUGCUAUGGCAUAUGGAGGAAAUUCAUACCCUGAUCCUUAUGGAACGGAUCAGUUUCAGGGCCCUGCUGGUGCUGGUUCUCAUCACGAAUCCGGAGUUGUGCCGCAUGGUACUUAUGGCAUGCAACAAACACAUGUACAUAGAUAGGGUCUCAGAAAGUUUUGGAAUAACCAGGAUUUAUGCAUUUUUCCCUUUCUGUUGCAAUUAAGAAAUUAGAUGGCUCGAAUUCUGACAAGGAAGUUUCUGUUUCAUUAGUCAAUGUUGUUUAUAUUGUUUCUUAUCACAUAGUAUGCUGCAUUCCUUUCAUAAAUUGUUAAUUAAUAUCUAGAUCAUCACUUUAAAAGAUUUUUAACUUCAACAAAUUAUAUCUUGAUCAUUCAGUCUUAUUUCUGCUCUUUUCCUCUGGUCGUUGCUUGCAAUUUACUCUGUUGUCAAUCAUAAAAGCUUGCCCCGGAAAAGCCCUCAUGACCCAUAUGAUAUUGAUUGGCAAAACUGCCCAAGAAUGUUCCCUUCAUAUUUUUAAGGCUCCUGAUCUCUCUGCUUCAAACAUCCACUCCUCAAAGGAAGAUUCGAGAGGUAUAGCCUCAAAGAUACCUCAAAGGAUGAUGAAUCAAGUCUGCCAUAACAGAAUGCACAUGUGGAAUAUUAUGGAAGGAUCAGGAAGAAUAUUACAUAAUAGAAUUGCUGAGUUGUACAGCUUGGAUUCAAUGUGCAUGUGUGAAAUAUUCUCGGUUGAUCUUUGUAAUAGUCUAGAAAUAUUUGGAAUCAGAAUAUAUUUGCAUUGAGGAAAAACUGAGUCAGUAAAAUAUGUGUGAAAAGGAAUUCUAUGAAAGAAGAAUUUUGUUGAACAC